Messenger RNA from Symbiodinium sp. CCMP2592, 2490 nucleotides. Lineage: Eukaryota; Dinophyceae; Suessiales; Symbiodiniaceae. The record is from the annotation of a GenBank genome assembly.
AUGUCCGAUGGUGAGUACAUGGCAAGAUCCAGGCGGCCACCCGACGGCGACACGGCCCGCCAAGCACAGGCUGAGCUUCGAGCUGCAAAGGUGGAGCUAAUGGAGGCUACUGCAGAGGACUCGCAAGCCACACAGCCCUGGGAUGGAAUACCGGCACCCGCUGCCAACGACUUCGACGAUGACGACUUGGAAAAGGAGUUGGAAAGGCUUAUGAGCGAAGAGGCUGGGACACAUGCUUCUGAGCCUGAAAGCAAUAGCAAGAUGCAGGCACUUGAACAAGAACAGGCUACGCUGAAACAACUAUACGAAGAAGCUGUGGCCCGCAUUGCUAAGCAGAAGCUAGAGGCCACUACGCAUGGCACAGCAGCAGCAGAAGAAGAAGCCGAGAAGAAAAGAAAAGCAGCAGCAGCAGCACAGGAAGCCGAGGAGAAAAGACAAGAAGCAGCAGCAGCAGCAGCAGCAGCAGCAGAAGCCGAGAAGAAAAGACAAGAAGCAGCAGCAGCAGAAGCCGAGAAGAAAAGACAAGAAGCAACAGAAGCAGAAGCCGAGAGGAAAAGACAGGCAGCAGCAGACGAAGACGAAAAGAAAAGGCAGGAAGCAGCAGCAGCAGAAGCCGAAAAGAAAAGACAGGAAGCAGCAGCAGCAGAAGCCGAGAGGAAAAGGCUCGAAGCAGCACUAGCCGCAGAGAUAGAAGCAGCUGAUGCCCAGAAGAAACGCCGAGAGGAAGCACUUGCAGCAGAAGCAGCUAAGAAAGCACAAGAGGCAGCAGCAGCAGAAGCAGCAGACACCGAAAAGAAACGGCAAACAGCUGUUGAGGAUGAAAUCCGAAGAAUGAGGCAACGGAUCCAGGAGCUGACGGGGGAGACGCCACCGACAAUCGGCACGAGCAACUUCAAACGUGCACACAGCCCCACACGAGCAGCACCGAGCCGGACAGAACACGAGGAGGAGGAAAGGCUCAAAAGGGAGGUUGCAAAUGCUACGAAGAAGGCGAAGUUGGAUGAAAUCCAAAGGAAGAAUGAGGCCAUGCGACAAAAGCUCUUGGCCUUGGGCAGCAGUGCUUCGACAAACUCCCCGCCCGCAGCAACUCCGAACCCCAGUGCUUCGCCGGCCCCGGCCGCAACAAGUGCGAACCCCGCUCCGUCGCCGACCCCGGCCGCAACACCUGCUUCGCCGAUCCCACCCCCGCCUCAGGGCCCACCCCCACCUCAGGGCACUGCGACCCCUCCGACAACGAUCCCAGCAGCUGCUCCUCCCGAGACUUCGACGAGUGAACCGACUGCUGCUGAUGAAGUGUUCACGCACUACGCCCCCAACGAACAGAAAGCGAAGGAUGCCAUUGACUUUGCUGUCCAGCAAGGCCGCUGCCGGGACGAUCCGAACUUCCCUGCUGGUUCGGGGAACCUGCUGUACAAUAUCUUCACAGAGUUUUCCGAGACUGAGCUCUUCGAAAAACGUCGCGAGAUCGAGGCAAGCAUCAAACCACUUGCCUCCGACAACAGACCGGAAGCCAAAAAGCUGUUCUCAGAACUGCGGCGAGACUUACAACGACGAUUGGAUGCGAAAAAUGCUGCUGCAUCGAGCUCUCCUGUAACCCUGGACAAGCUUUAUGUGCCCCAGCAAGAAGCACUGCCGUACAGGCUGCAGAGUCUGGCGAAUGCAUCUCUAUCGAAUACUGCUGUCGCUGCUCUACAAAAAAAGAAUGCUGAUGUGAACUGGAUAAGCGACUUGUGUUCAGCCGCUGAAACCGAAAGCGGCAACAACAUGCACUGGAUCACCAAGAAGCUGGCUGGGAGGAGAACAGAGAAGCGAUUCCACGAGUUUUUCGCACGAUCAUUACCAAAGGUAUCGAAAAUCAAGUUGCCGCUGCUGGUGUCGAAGAAGAAGAAACUUGACACUUUGAAGACUCGCCUGUGCCUCGCAUGCCUUACUGGUCAAACGGUUCUCACUCGGGCGAUGCAAAAGAACAAGAAGAUCGGCACGCAAUUCCCCGCGACCUUGGAUGUUCUUAUGAGCUUCCUCAAAGAUGAUUUGAAGAAAGUGAGAUUCAAACUUGAUGGCAUAUCUUCCAGAAAGCUAUGCUAUAUGGGAUUGGCUGGGGACCAGAAGUGGUUCCAACAGAUCCUGCAUUUGCCUGACUUCUUGCAAGAGCUCUGGACUGCCCAAAGGGGGCACGGAAUCCCUGCACUCUGCGACUUCGAUGGCUUCGACAGCAAGCUGAUCCACUUCGACACAUUACAUGUGUGCUACAGGGGUUUUGGGCCAGACUUUACCGCUUCAGUCAUGCUGGACCUUUUUCUGGGAAACGGAGGCUUGACAAAAGCUCACACUCUUGCCUCUACAUGGGCGAAAGCCCAAGGCCUCGAACUUGCUUGCGACGACUUCAAUCUAAAUGCAGAUGAGAAGUACGCUUUCCUUAAUGCUAAGGGUGCAGACAUCAAAGUCAUAUGUUUAUGGCUUGUUCCUGGAGCUGACAGCAACUGUUUUUAA